Molecule: messenger RNA, 273 nt
Organism: Darwinula stevensoni
Lineage: Eukaryota; Metazoa; Arthropoda; Ostracoda; Podocopida; Darwinulidae
Source: the annotation of a GenBank genome assembly
AUGCUGCCUUCGGCCGUGGCUUGCUCGUAUGCUUUCACGCUGCCAGUGGCCACUCCUCCCAAUGCCAUUGUUUUCGAGGCCACCCAGAUGAAGACCACCACCAUGAUGAAGGCUGGACUUGUCAUGAACCUGAUUUGCGUGUCGGUGAUCAACAUCAUGAUCAACACGUUGGGAGAUUAUCUCUUCGACUUCUCUACAUAUCCUUCUUGGGCGGAAGCGGUCACGAGUGCCAACUCCUCUGUCUCUUCGCACUGCAACUACACUCUUUCCUAG